Molecule: messenger RNA, 1037 nt
Organism: Microcebus murinus (gray mouse lemur)
Lineage: Eukaryota; Metazoa; Chordata; Mammalia; Primates; Cheirogaleidae
Gene: FN3K
Product: fructosamine 3 kinase
Biological process (GO): fructosamine metabolic process
Source: RefSeq, a predicted model, not a curated record
GGGAGUGCGGGGUAGCGGUGCGGGGAGUCGGGUGAGCGCGCGGAGCUGGGCGGCCCCUCCUCCAGCGGCGAGUCGCUGCGCGUCCCCGCGUCCCCAUGGAGCAGCUGCUGCGCACCGAGCUGCGCACCGCGACCCUGCGGGCCUUCGGCAGCCCGGGCGGCGGCUGCAUCAGCGAGGGCCGCGCCUACGACACGGACGCGGGCCCCGUGUUCGUCAAGGUCAACCGCAGGGCGCAGGCCCGGCAGAUGUUCGAGGGCGAGCUGGCCAGCCUGGAGGCGCUCCGGAGCACCGGCGUGGUGCGCGCGCCGCGGCCCUUGAGGGUGAUCGACCUGCCGGGGGGCGGGGCCGCCUUCGUGAUGGAGCAUUUGAAGAUGAGGAGCUUGAGCAGUCAGGCAUCCAAACUUGGAGACCAGAUGGCAGAUUUGCACCUUUAUAACCAGAAGCUCAGGGAUAAGUUGAAGGAGAAAGAGAACACAGUGGGACGGAGGGCUGAGGACACUGAGCCCCAGUAUGUGUCCAAGUUCGGCUUCCACACGGUGACGUGCUGCGGCUUCAUCCCACAGGUGAAUGAGUGGCAGGAAGACUGGCCGACCUUUUUCACCCAGCACCGGCUCCAGGCACAGCUGGACCUCAUUGAGAAGGACUAUGCUGACCGGGAGGCACGAGAGCUGUGGUCCAGACUACAGGGGAAGAUCCCGGACCUGUUCCGUGGCCUGGAGAUCGUGCCUGCGCUGCUCCACGGGGACCUGUGGUCGGGAAACGUGGCCGAGGAUGACGCGGGGCCCGUCGUGUACGACCCUGCUUCCUUCUACGGCCACUCCGAGUUCGAGCUGGCGAUCGCCUCGAUGUUCGGGGGGUUCCCCGGGGCCUUCUUCGCUGCCUACCACCGGAAGAUCCCCAAGGCCCCGGGCUUCGACCGGCGGCUGCUGCUCUACCAGCUGUUCAACUACCUGAACCACUGGAACCACUUCGGCCGCGGCUACCAGCCGGCGCUGGGCACCAUGCGGCGGCUCCUCAAGUAGCGGCCGGCGCCCCGC